Messenger RNA from Vespa mandarinia (Asian giant hornet), 6040 nucleotides. RefSeq names its product DE-cadherin (gene shg). NCBI's taxonomy places the organism in Eukaryota, Metazoa, Arthropoda, Insecta, Hymenoptera, Vespidae. Gene Ontology annotation, cellular component: catenin complex; plasma membrane. The record is from RefSeq and is a predicted model, not a curated record. Gene Ontology annotation, molecular function: calcium ion binding; beta-catenin binding; cadherin binding. Gene Ontology annotation, biological process: cell migration; multicellular organism development; homophilic cell-cell adhesion.
GCGGGCACAGGGUAAGGCGAGUGGUUCGCGUCCGCGUCGUCGUUCAGUCGGGUAGGCGCGUUUGUACGGCGUUGGUCUUCGGCUUUAGGGAUUCUCGCCGCGUAUGUUGAACAUACAUCGAACCGUACGUGUGACGUGUGUUUCUGUUUUAAAAAAGAAGAAGAGAAAGAGGAAAAAGGUGGAAAAGAAAGAAGGAUUAAGGAGGGAGGGUAAUCAUGAAAUCAGUGCGUGCAGAUGAUGGUGUACUUUAGUGUUUGUUCGAACGCGGUGAACUCUGCGAUAAUACGGUAACGAACCUGUGUGUUUUUUUGUCAUUACACGAGGAAACGAAGAAGAAAAGGAAGAAAAAGAAGAAGACGACGACACAACGACGACGACCAUCACCAACAGGACCGGGACCAGGACCAGAACGACGUAACGAAAACAUCACCGAAAUCUACAAGGACGCCUAUCAAGGAAAGUUUAUAGUGAGAACUUAACGGGAAAGGAAAAUAUAAAGCAAUGUCGAAAACGAAGAGGAAAACGUACAACACUGCCUCACGUAGUUUUGGGACCUGGGCGAGGCCCUGGCAUCUUUUACCAGUUAUUCUUCUCUUCUGCGGAGCUCUCGCCGAUGCAACGAGAUUGAGACACUCGAGGCACCUGGACGUGAGAUCGCUGUUCCUAAGCGAGGAAGAGGAAUUAGUGGUGCAACAACAAGGAAAAAAUCACAAUCACAAGCCUAUGUUCACUAAUUGUUCGAUGUAUGCUGCUGUCGUAAAAGAAGAAGAACCAGCAGGUACAGUGGUCAUUCAGGUACACGCCGAGGAUCAAGACCCACCGGAUGAAGGAGGUACGAUCACGUACGCCCUCGUCACGGCUCACAACGAGAGAUUGAAGUUCGAGAUCAACAAUACGACAGGAUUGAUCAGAACCACUCAAAUCUUGGACAGGGACGAACCGGCACGUGAAAAGGAGGUUUACCUUACCGUCCUUGCAACCGAUAAUGGAAUGCCUCAGCUUGAUGAUGGCUGUACCUUUAAGGUCACAAUCGAAGACGUCAAUGACAACCACCCAGUGUUCGACAAAGUGGCGUACAAGGAAUCGGUGCCACAAGAUCUACCGUUGAAUCGCGAGGUCAUGAGAGUCUCUGCGACCGACAUCGAUGAUGGUAACAAUUCCGUCGUUCGUUAUAGCCUCUCACCGAGCAAACCUGACGACGGUGUUUACUUCAGGAUCGAUCGCAACACCGGCGUUAUAUAUCUCAACAAAACUAUAGACAAAAACCCAGAUUACACGUUUUCGAUGACAGCCACCGCAGAAGAUCAAGGUGAAAAUCCAAAAUCUAGUAUUAUCAGUUUAGAUAUUCGUGUAGUCGAGUCGCACAAAAAGGCGCCUGUUUUUCUACCAAGACCGGUGGAGCCGAUCAAGCUCUUGGAAAAUUUCAGUGAUUUUGGUGCUAGCAUUGUACGGCUCCAAGCUGUCUCAAACAUCGACGACAAUCCAGAUCUUCAAUUCGUCCUUGUUCCUGGUAAAACAGAACAAACCAACAAGGAUAGCACGUUUCGUCUGGAAUCCACGAAAAACACAGCGGACAUAAAAUUAACGAAGCAUCUAGACUAUGAAAGUAACAAGGUAUACUCGUUGAUAGUUCGAGCGUGGAACAAUUACGACUUGGCCGCCGAAACGGUGAUAGACAUAGAGGUUCUCGAUGUGAAUGACAAUGUACCGGCCUUUCGAGAGCUCACGAAGGGUAGUGUUCUUGAAAACGAACCAGCAGGAGUUCCCGUUAUGCAAGUACGAGCCAUCGAUGCCGAUGGUACUUCGGCUCAUAAUAAGGUCACCUACGAGCUAAAUGAUUUCAAAGACCUAUUUGCAAUCGACAAGUACACCGGGAAUAUAACGACUCGAACGACUUUUGAUAGGGAGACCCAAAGUACUUAUAGCGUUUGGAUUACCGCAACUGACAAUUCACCUAGCGCCUUAUACAACACCGGAGAACACAAUAAAGUGCAGCAGUUGUUUCGUAUCGAGAUCGCUGAUAAAAACGACAAUGCACCACAUUUUACGCAAGCCGUUUACACUGCCAAUGCUAUUUUAGAAAACGCUAAUAUAAAUUCCGUAGUGAUCGAGGUAAAAGCUUUGGAUGCCGAUACUGCCAGUCCCGUUACAUACAGUAUCAUCCAGGGUAACACCAAUUAUAGCUUUUACAUUGAAAGUACUACCGGAAAGAUCCGUGUUAACAAUCCAUUGGAUUACGAAAAAAUCACGGAAUAUAAUCUAACCGUGAGAGCGUUCGAUGGCGUUUACAAUGAUACCGCGAACGUUAAAAUCUUCAUUGAAAACGUGAACGACAAUCCACCAGUUUUCGAAGAUUUCGAGACCAAUCCAACGAUUGAGGAGGAGAAGUUGGUUGAUGGUUGCAUUACGACCGUAGUCGCCUAUGAUCCAGAUAUAAAGGAUAGAAACGCCGAUCAACACAUAGCUUAUUUCAUUCUAAAGGACGAUCAAAAGCCUUUGUUAAGUAUCAAUAAAUCUGGAUGUAUUACUUUGAAAAAACCGCUCGAUCGAGACCCACCUUUUGGUUAUCCCGUAUGGACGGUGAUGGUGAUGGCACGUGAUGAGGAUGAUUCACCAACGGCUCUACGAGAAUUAGCUACCGUAAACAUAACUUUAAUCGACAUAAAUGACAACGCCCCCUAUCUCGACAUGACACACGUAGUCUGGGGUGAAAAUAAACCACCCGAUAGAAUAACCGAUUUGAAAGCUCGGGACAGAGAUUCCGAUGACAAUGGACCACCAUUUAAGUUUUGGAUCGAUGAGACCGCAGACAAAGAAAUUUUAACCAAUUUUAAUAUUCGUAACAAUGACCUUUAUGCUCUAGUUACUUUCGAUCGUGAGGAACGGAAAAGUUAUAACAUUCCAAUAGCUAUAAUGGAUAAUGGAAAACCACCGAUGACUGGAACUUCUACUUUGACGGUUAUUAUCGGCGAUGAGAAUGACAAUCGUAUGGAAGAGGGUUCGAGUUCGAUAUUCGUUUACAUUUAUAAAGGUGACGCGCCUGACACAAAAAUCGGACGAGUUUAUGUUAAAGAUUCUGACGAUUGGGAUUUACCUGAUAAACAUUUUGCUUGGGCAUCUCCGACACAUGAAGGCUUUGAAUUAGAUGAACAUACUGGUAUGAUAACUCUGCUCUCUGGUACCUCGAACGAUACCUUUUACAUGAAGUUCGUCGUUACGGAAGAGACGUUUCCUAGAAUACCUCGUCAUCAAGUAUAUGCUUAUGUUAAUGUUACGGUAAAAGAGAUUCCCGAAGAAGCAGUGAUUAGGUCCGGAUCUGUACGUUUCUCUGGUAUAACCGCAGAAGAAUUCAUUGAACCGGAUCAAAAUGGUGUCAGUAAGAAGGAUAUCUUUCAAGAAAAGAUAGCCUACAUGUUAAAUACAUCGAUAGACAAUGUUGAUGUUUUCACCGUUCUUCAUUCUCCUUAUCACAACAAGACUUUCUUAGAUGUUAGAUUUUCAGCACAUGGUAGUCCUUAUUAUGCUCCCGAAAAAUUAAACACUAUCAUGUCGCAACACUCUACGAAUAUUGAACGUGCGAUGAAGGCAGAUAUAUUGAUGGUGAAUAUUGACGAGUGUCUUUACGAAAAAGUUAAUUGUAAUAAUUCUUGUCGAAGUUUCCUAAAUGCCAGUAACGUUCCUUCUCCGGUUUAUACGAACACCAGUUCCUUCGUUGGUGUCAGAGCCAUCAUUGAACCUCAGUGUACUUGUCAUGUCGCUGAACCUAUUGUUUGUUUAAACGGCGGUACACCAUUAACUGAUAGAUGCGAAUGUCCUCCAGGAUUGGAGGGUCCACGGUGUGAAUUAUUAGGUAUAGGUUUCCAUGGUGAUGGCUGGGCUAUAAUGCCGCCACCUGGUCAAGCCUGUGAUGACUCGCACUUAGGUUUGGAGAUCAUACCGGAAGUCGAAAGUGGUCUUAUAUUUUAUUUCGGUCCAAUGAUUUACAGUAAAAAAUUAGGAGUUCAAGAUUUUAUGGCUCUAGAAAUUCAACACGGUUACGCAGUGCUCUAUGUUGAUUAUGGUACGGGCACUAUAAGAUUAAAUCAGAAACAAAUUAAAUUAACCGACGGCAAGAGUCAUAGGAUAGAUGUUUAUUGGACUAAGACAUCGAUUGAAAUGAAAGUAGAUAAUUGCGGCAUAUCAGCUUGCAUGAGUUUGACUGCGCCAGAAGGUUCCAAUGAGUUCCUUAAUGUAAAUAGUCCGAUGCAAGUAGGCGGUACAUUAACGAAUCUAGCGUAUUUAGCAAAGAACUUGGGGUGGCAUCACAAACCUACCGAAAAAGGCUUUGUCGGUUGUAUUAGAAAUAUGACUAUAAAUGGAAAUACAUAUAAUUUAGGAAUGCCAGCAUUAUCAAGAAAUAUAGAUCCAGGUUGUGAUCAUGGAAUGGCAAAGGCUGUGUCAUUUGGCAUUGACACCAAUUUCUUAGUUGCAAUCCUAGUUUGUGUAGCAAUUCUAUUGAUAUUGUUGUUAGCGGUAGUAGUCCGCAGAAGAAAGACUGAUGAUCUCUACAAAGAUAUGGAUGAUAUAAGAGAUAACAUAAUUAACUAUGAAGAUGAAGGUGGCGGUGAGGUAGACACCGGCUACGACUUGAACGUUUUAAGAGCUAUUUACGAUGCGCCACCAAUAGAAUCUAAAAUAGCACCUGUUGGUCUUCAGGGUAGAGCUCCUGACGAGGUACCAGAUAUCUGUGGUUUCCUAGAUGGCAAGAAGGAAAGCUGCGAUAAAGAUCCCGACACGAAUCCAUUCGACGAUGUUAGGCAUUAUGCUUACGAGGGUGAAGGAAAUUCUGACGGCUCGUUAUCGUCGUUAGCUUCAUGUACCGACGACGGAGAUCUCAAUUUCAAUUAUUUAUCAAAUUUUGGACCAAGAUUUAGAAAACUCGCUGACAUGUAUGGAGAGGAAUCUAGUGAUGAAGAGAGCGAUGGCGUAGGUGAACGUGAAAGUGAAAGCUGGUGUUGAACAGCGGACGCAUUCGAUAGACUUUUAUGAAUACUUAACCCUUUGCAGUCCAUUGUCAUACUGGACACAAUAGAUUCUUUUUCCAGUUCCAUUAACGCUGUUGUGCCCAGCGUGACAUUAGUUUAAGGGAAAUCAUUCACCAGACAUGUAAACUUGAAGUAAAAGCUGGGUUCCUAUCUUUGGGACGAAUAUUUUUUAUGUCGAGAAAUUAAUUUGAGAUGACGUAAUAUAACGCGCUGAUGUCGCAAUCGAAUAAAAGAUCUAAUCGUAACAUUUUUUCAUUCACAUAUCAACAAAUACACACACACACACACACACACACACUCGUAUAACUGAUAUUUCAUUGUCUAUUUAUUCAGUGAUCGUUGCCUCAAUUCUUCACGAUGAUAUAACAGAUCUUUUAUUUGAUGGACCGAUGGCAUCAUAUUGUGCAAUUUUCAAGUUUCAAUUUCUCGAUACGAAAAAGCAUGUCUUUUCAGCGAUAGAAAUCCUUACUUCGAACUUUCAGCGAUUGCUGAUUGCUAACGCUGAUACUGAUACUUCAGAAUGAAAUACGAAAUAGGUAAGCCUAAACGACUACAGGAGAGUAUAAAUAUAAUUUAUCAAAAUAAUUGUGUUGUAAAAUAGACUAAAUAUAUAAUUAUGUAGUUAUAAUACGUAUGUAUGUAUCUAUGUAUCGCGUGUAAUAGGAAUGUAAUUAUGAUUAUGUAAUGAUAUAUUUACUCAAUUUUAUAUUAAAAUUAUUUUUUUAAAUUAUAUUAAUUUUUUCCUACAGUUGUUAGUCUACCUAUUGUGUAUUUAUAUAUCUGUAUAUAAAUAUAUCUAUACUAUAAGUUGAUUCGAGCGUAAUAAAAGGCUACCGUUUCUUACAUACAUUUUUCGCUCUAUUUUCGUCAAUGUUUUGCGCAUAACUUUUGCACCUAUCUCGGCGAUUGUCGUCCUCUAGCCUAGUUUUUCCUGUUUAUUUUCUUUUUUAUCUAACCGUACCAUCGUCAUUGAAUAGCAUGAAAUCAUUUCUCGAAUAAAAUGUUUUAAAUCUGUC